Mastomys coucha (southern multimammate mouse) is the source of this 3089-nucleotide messenger RNA. It is a transcript of the gene Tex261, whose product is annotated as testis expressed 261. Gene Ontology annotation, biological process: endoplasmic reticulum to Golgi vesicle-mediated transport. Lineage: Eukaryota; Metazoa; Chordata; Mammalia; Rodentia; Muridae. The transcript has 6 exons. Gene Ontology annotation, molecular function: COPII receptor activity. The coding region runs from base 204 to 812 and encodes 202 amino acids. Gene Ontology annotation, cellular component: COPII-coated ER to Golgi transport vesicle; Golgi membrane; endoplasmic reticulum membrane. The record is from RefSeq and is a predicted model, not a curated record.
UGCUUGGUUCCCGAGACGCAUCCUGGCUCUCGGAGCCCUGGGCUCCCCACUCUGACUGUCCCCUCUGGCUGGGGCAGGGGGAAGGCCCCUGUCUGUCUCACCCGGCUGUGUGCUAGUGUACAGCACCCGGCCUGUAAACUAAGUGUUCUGCAGGUGUUGAUUGACGAGUGGAGUUUAAGGCUCCUGGAACAGAGGUUAACUUUAUGCUGUGCGGUCAAAUCCAGUCUUUCUACAGUUGUCUUGGCAAAGUUCUACUUGUGCAGAUGAGAAGGACAUCCCAGGGGUGCUUUGCGGCUGGACUGUACUACCUUGCAGAGCUGAUAGAAGAGUACACGGUGGCCACCAGCAGAAUCAUCAAAUACAUGAUCUGGUUCUCCACAGCGGUGCUGAUCGGCCUCUACGUCUUUGAGCGCUUCCCCACCAGCAUGAUAGGUGUGGGCCUUUUCACCAACCUCGUCUACUUUGGCCUUCUCCAGACCUUCCCCUUCAUCAUGCUGACGUCGCCUAACUUCAUCCUGUCAUGCGGGCUAGUGGUGGUGAACCAUUACCUGGCAUUUCAGUUUUUUGCGGAAGAAUAUUAUCCUUUCUCUGAGGUCCUGGCCUACUUCACAUUCUGCCUGUGGAUAAUCCCGUUUGCUUUCUUCGUGUCACUUUCGGCUGGGGAGAAUGUCCUGCCCUCCACCAUGCAGCCAGGCGAUGACGUGGUCUCCAAUUACUUCACCAAAGGCAAGCGAGGCAAGCGCUUAGGCAUCCUGGUUGUCUUCUCCUUCAUCAAAGAGGCCAUCCUACCCAGUCGGCAGAAGAUAUAUUGACCCUUUGGGGAGGGCAGGCGGGGGGCAAGACCAAUAGAGCCAGGCCCCUGGGACUCUGGGAGCCUGGAGGGUGUCUUCUGCCAGCCCAGGUUUCCCUCCCCUCUGUUCUGAAGCUCCAUGCCCACCCUCCUCAGGAGGUUUGAAUGCUGCCAGGGGCACCAGAGAGGGUAGCAGAGCCUGCUGUGCCAGGAGGCUAUGUCCCCAGCCCUCCCCUCCCUAGAGCUGGGUCUGGUCAGAUGGGGCAGGCAGGGAAGCAAGUAUGACGCUGGAGAACUGACAGCAAGUUCUCAGGCAGGUGACCAUAGGGAGGAGCUGAGGGUCGGCACUUGCAGGAAAAGUGCAUUUCGCUGUGGAAAUGUGGGUCUUGUCCAAUGCUGAUCCGAUCCCCUUUUUGAAUAAAGAUUCUAGGUGGCACUGUUUGCCUUAACACCCCAGGAGUUCAUCUUCUUCUCUGCCUGCUAACCUUCUGCCUAGACUGGGCUAGCCUGCUCUAGGGACUCCUCUUCUGGCUCUUGCCCUUCUGAAGGGAUUCUCAUGGCCCUAAGUGGGAAGGGUCCAGAGAAGAGCAUGGGUGGGCAGAGGCCAUUUUUCCGAGGCUUCUCUUCCUUUCCAUGUCUCCUUCCCCAGACUCUGAUAGUCCAGAGAGGGGGAGGGGGUAGAAGGUUUAUGGCUGGGUUAGAGAUGCAGACCGUCUACAAUAUUCUAUUUAUGUCUUCCUUUGAGAAAAAGGAGCGAUUUCUUGGUAAAUUCUAUCUCAGGCUCAACGAAAAAAAUAAACAUUGGCUUCUAGGCAGCCUAGGCUGUGGCCUGUUUCUUGAGAAAUGGGACUGGGAAAGGCUGUCGCUCAGAGCACCCAGGCCUCACUCACCUGCACUUCUGGCUCCUGGAGGGAUGUGAGCUCUGUCUUCUAAGAAGGUGGGCCUCAUCCUGGGCACAGACCAGCAUCUGUUGACCUUGCACUCCAACUACAUACAGUGCCUUGCAGGGGCUCAGCAGUCUAUGGAAUGAAGGUUCCCCCUCCCCACGGCCGAAUCUCAUACCUCACAGGGAGUCUGGCAGGCGCCCAGAUGGACAAGGCAUGGGCAAGAUCCUAGUUCGUGAACUUCUUAUGCAUCCUCCAUGGCACUGGCUCUUACAUUUCUUUCGAGUCUUGGCCUGCUAUUCUCUGAAUUUGUUUUGCAGCUACAGGUGAGAUCGCCAGACCUGUUUUCUGCCACUCGAGUGGAUGAAGGUAUAGGACAUGGGCUGCUGCCCUCCAGUGGGCUCAGGCUGGUCUCACUUGCUUUGCUGCCCACUUCUUUAUCUUCGUUCAUCCUGCUCAGACAGGAGCUUUCCCAAGCUAACCCCGGUCGACUCGUCACAGAUCACCGGCCGGGUCUUGGAGUAGCUGGCAUAGCUAAUGGUCUGCUUCUUGGCUCACGUUUCUCAGCCCUGGUGUGGCUGUUGUCCCUUUACCUCUGUCCUUUCAGUAUCUGUUAUAUAGGACUGUUUCUUGCCCUGUGCGCGCACAGGAGCUCCUUGGCUGUCUUGUGGAUUUCCUCAGGAAGCGCAGCUGUGCUGGUGGCUUAAGGGAUGCUGUGAGGGAAGCCUGGGCCAACCUUCAGCCCCAGCUACAUUUUAACUCAACCACAGUUCCGCUGCCUUCUGGGACAGAGACAAUUUGAGCUCAGCAUCUGCUCUGUUCACCUGCUCUUUGCAGUACCUCGUCCCUGGUCUCUUGAUGGUUCAAGAGCCAGGCAGGAUAUUGUUUCUCUUCUGCCCUAUGUCUAUCUGAUCUAUUCUUGGUAUCUCUGUGUUUGAGCCACCCUACUGUCAUCUCUCACCUUUGUUUUGACAGUUUCCUAUGUUUCUCUCUCCUCUGACCGGCUGGGUUUCUUUCAAAAAUGCACAGUUGGCUAAGUCUUUUCUGGCCCCCAACUCUCCCCAGCUCUCCACUGCCCUCAGGAUAAAGUCCAGACUCCUUAGUAUGGUGUGUGAGGCUCUGGGCCCCAGCCUCCUGUACACAGAGACCAUGGCUCUAGCUGCUUUGAUAACCUUCCUUCCACUUUUCCUCUUAGAUUUUAUUUCCUCCAAGGAGCCCUGAGUGUCCCCUCUCCUCCUUUAACCCCAGCUGCCACACAGAUCCUCUAGGCUCACUGGCCUGUGGUAUGGUCUGUCUCCCCACUAGACUGGAAGCUCCUUGUGGGCAGGGAAAGCCCUUGGGUUUUUGUAUUAUCAACUACCUGACUUUGGCACCUGGCCCAUGGAAAGCACUCAAUAAACGUUUUUGUUUAAAGA